AUGGGAAACUCGUACGCCGGCCAGCUGAAGACGACGCGGUUCGAAGAGGUCUUGCACAACUCCAUCGAGGCUUCGCUGCGGUCCAAUAGCCUGGUGCCCAGGCCCGUCUUCUCCCAGUUGUAUCUAGAAGCCGAACAGCAGCUCUCCACGCUAGAAGGUGGAGGCCGAGGGGACAAUGAGGACGAGGAAGAAGAGGGGGAAGGGGCGCUGGAGCCCAGCGGUCCCCCGAAUCCCUACCAGAUGCACCCUCCGCCCGAAGGCUGCUGCACCACAGACGGGUUCUGCCAGGCGGGGAAGGACCUGCGUCUCGUCUCCAUUUCCAGUGAGCCCAUAGACGUCCCUGCGGGCUUUCUCCUCGUGGGGGCCAAGUCCCCCAGCCUGCCAGACCAUCUCCUGGUGUGUGCCGUGGACAAAAGGUUCUUGCCGGAUGACAAUGGGCACAACGCUCUUCUUGGACCAGCCUCUGAGCACCCCUCACUUGCUACGGCCGUGGGUCCAGCUGUUUUCAACGGCAAAGAUUCUCCGAAGCACCAACAGCUGGUGAAGAACGACCUGUCGGCCGUGCCACGGCCCUCGGCAUUAGGUAUCUUAUCAAACUCUGGGCCCCCGAAAAAACGCCACAAAGGGUGGUCCCCAGAAUCUCCAUCAGCGACAGACGCCGGCUACGCCCAGGGUGGUGGGAACAGAGCUAAGUACGAGAGCGCAGGCAUGUCCUGCGUGCCCCAGGUUGGCUCGGUGGGACCAGCGUCGGUCACCUUCCCCGUUGUGGCCUCUGGAGAACCAGUGUCCGUCCCUGACAACUUGCUGAAAAUAUGCAAGGCCAAGCCGGUGAUAUUUAAAGGCCACGGGAACUUCCCUUACCUCUGCGGGAACCUGAGUGACGUCGUCGUGAGCCCCCUCCUGUACACGUGCUACCAGAACUCUCAGUCCAUCUCCCGGGCGUAUGAGCACUACGGGGCCUCGGCGAUACAGCCCAUCUCCGAGGAGGUGCAGCUCCUACUGACCGUCUACUAUCUCGUCCAGCUGGCAGCGGACCAGGUGCCCCUGAUGGAGGACCUGGAGCAGAUCUUCCUGCGCUCGUGGCGCGAAUCGCACCUGACCGAGAUCCGGCAGUACCAGCAGGCGCAGCCGCAGCCCUGCCCGCCCGCGCCCAGCGCCGUGGCCCCCGUCACCUCGGCCCAGCUGCCCUGGCUCGCCGGCCUGGCCGCCAGCUCUUGCAACGACAGCGUGCACAUCAUCGAGUGCACCUACUCCCUGGCCGAGGGCCUCUCCGAGAUGUUCCGGCUGCUCAUCGAGGGCAAGCUCGCCAAGACCAACUACGUGGUGAUCGUCCGCGCGUGCCGCAGCCCCGCCAUCGACUCCUGCGUCGCCGUCACGGGAAAAUACCAAGCCCGAAUUCUUUCUGAGAGCCUCCUCACCCCAGCGGAGUACCAGAAAGAAGUCAAUUACGAGCUGGUUACCGGGAAGGUGGACUUGUUGGGGGCGUUUUUCAGCACCCUCUGUCCAGAGGGGGACAUUGACAUUUUGCUGGACAAAUUUCAUCAGGAAAAUCAAGGCCAUAUUUCGUCGUCACUUACUGCCUCCUCUGUCACCAAAUCAGCAUCCCUGGAUGCACCGGCAUGCACAAGUUACAAUCUGGAGCCCCACCACAUCCGGCCUUUCCAGCUGGCCGUGGCUCAGAAGCUCCUCUCCCAUGUGUGUUCAAUUGCGGAUUCCAGCACCCAGAAUUUGGACUUAGGAUCCUUCGAGAAGGUGGACUUUCUGAUUUGUAUUCCACCUUCAGAAGUGACCUAUCAGCAAACCCUGUUCCGUGUCUGGCAUUCAGGGGUUUUGUCGGAGCUCGGCUUGGAAAAGGAGCACAUGACCAAGCAGAGGGUUGAACAGUAUGUUUUGAAGCUUGAUGCUGAAGCGCAGACAAAAUUUAAGUCCUUUCUGCAAAACUCCUUUCAGAAUCCGCAUACGCUCUUUGUCCUGAUCCACGACCACGCCCACUGGGACCUCGUGAGUAGCGCUGUUCAUAAUCUCUAUUCCCAAAGUGACCCGGCUGUGGGAUUGGUGGACCGGUUGCUGAACUGCAGAGAGGUGAAGGAGGCCCCGAACAUCGUGACGCUUCAUGUGACUUCCUUCCCUUACGCUCUGCAGACACAGCACACCCUCAUCAGCCCUUACAAUGAGAUCCACUGGCCCGCCUCCUACAGCAAUGGGGUGGACUUAUAUCCUGAGAACAAGAAGUACUUCGGGCUGUCAGAGUUCAUUGAGUCCACCCUUUCGGGACACAGCCUCCCUUUGCUCAGAUAUGACAGCUCCUUUGAGGCCAUGGUCACGGCAUUAGGAAAAAGGUUCCCCCGCCUGCACAGCGCGGUGAUCAGGACCUUUGUUCUCGUGCAGCACUACGCGGCCGCCAUGAUGGCCGUGAGCGGCCUGUCGCAGAUGAAGAACUACACGUCGGUGGAGACGCUGGAGAUCACCCAGAACCUCAUCAACUCCCCCAAGCAGUGCCCCUGCGGCCACGGGCUCAUGGUCCUGCUGCGGGUGCCCUGCUCCCCGCUGGCGGCCGUGGCCUACGAGCGGCUGGCCCACGUGCGGGCACGCCUGGCCCUGGAGGAGCACUUUGAGAUCAUCCUGGGCAACCCCAGCUCCGGCAUCACCGUCGGGAAGCACUUCGUGAAGCAACUCAAGCUGUGGCAGAAGAUCGAGGACGCCGAGUGGAGACCUCAGACCUACCUGGAGCUGGAGGGCCUGCCCUGCAUCCUGAUCUUCAGUGGGAUGGACCCUCACGGGGAAUCCUUACCAAGGUCUCUGAGGUACUGUGACCUGCGUCUGAUAAACUCCUCCUGCUUGGUGAGAACAGCGCUGGAGCAGGAGCUGGGCCUGGCCGCUUACUUUGUGAGCAACGAGGUUUCUUUGGAGAAGGCGGCCCGGAACGAGCCCUUGGAGAGCGAUGCGGAAAAGCUGAGCAGCACAGACAACGAGGACGAGGAGCUGGUGACGGAAGGCUCCACCUCGGAGAAGAGGAGCCCGGUGAAGCGGGAGAGGUCCUGCUCCCAUGAUUCGGCAUCGUCCUCCCUCUCCUCGAAAGCUUCCGGUAAGUCUCCAGUUGUGGCCAGAGGGGGUCAGAACGAGGCCUCCUCCACAUGGGCCCGUAGCUCUGUGGCAGAAGGGAGACCUUCUCCUCAGCUCGGGUCAGUCAGCAAAGCCAAGUGCGGCGGCCUCCGGGGUCCGCUGCCCCAAAUGAGGGACUGCUCCGUGGACGUCAUGGUCUUGCUGAGCAGCGGGCGGAAGGAGCUGGCCCACAUGACCGAGUGGGAGGGCAGGAGCGAGGCGGCCUUGGGCAGGCCGCUGCUGUCGGUGGCCGUGACCAUGUCAUACACCAGCUUGGGCAGGAAGACGACGGGCGGCUGGCGGCAGGCCUUGGUCAGGGAGCACCGGGAGGCCUGCGGGACGAGCGCCCCGGACGAGGACGACGAGCCGGAGGAGGACAGCUGGGAGGACGACGGGGUGACCGACACCUGGACGCUCCUCUGGCUGGUCCUGGGGCCGGAGUCCGGCUGGGCGGCCAGCCCGGGGCUGCGCCUGCUGAUGACCGACGGCGGUCCCCGGCCAGCGUGGGGCCUCUGCCUCUCCCCGGGGGCCCUGCCCUCCUCCGACGGGCCGCAGGGCUGUGGUGAUCGGGUUGGGAAGACAGGUGCUUACCUGCAGUUCCUUAGUAUUUUGUCCAGAAUGCUCAUCCGGCUGACGGAAGUGGAUGUUUAUGAUGAAGAAGAGAUCAAUAUCCACCUCAGAGAGGAGUCCGAUUGGCAUUACCUCCAGCUCAGUGACCCCUGGCCAGACCUGGAGCUGUUCAAGAAGUUGCCUUUUGACUACAUUAUUCACGACCCGAAGUAUGAAGACGCCAGUCUGAUCUGUUCGCACCUUCAGAGCGUGAAGAGUGAAGCCAGGGGGACAUCCCGGAAGCCGGAGGAGCUCUACGUGCGGCGCCAGACAGCGCGGAUGAGGCUGUCCAAGUACGCGGCCUAUAACACAUACCACCACUGCGAGCAGUGUCACCACUACAUGGGCUUCCACCCCCGCUACCAGCUCUAUGAGUCCACCCUGCACUGCCUUUGCCUUCUCUUUACUCCAUGCCAGGGAGAGGAAAUCCAGCUACAUUUCAUCAUCCCAAGUCCAAAGAGCACCACUGUCUUCAGCCAACCUGGAGGCCAGCUGAGAGUUACGCCCCUGGUCACAGACAAGAGCCACGAGUAUAUAAAAAGUCCGACGUUCACCCCGACAACCGGCCGUCACGAACACGGACUCUUUAACCUGUACCAUGCCAUGGAUGGUGCCAGCCAUCUGCACGUGCUGGUCGUCAAGGAGUAUGAAAUGGCCAUUUAUAAGAAAUACUGGCCCAACCACAUCAUGCUGGUGCUCCCAAGUAUCUUCAACAGCGCUGGAGUUGGCGCCGCCCACUUCCUGAUCAAGGAGCUGUCUUACCACAAUCUGGAGCUGGAGAGGAACCGGCAGGAGGAGCUGGGGAUCAAGCCACAGGACAUCUGGCCUUUCAUCGUGAUCUCGGACGACUCCUGCGUGAUGUGGAACGUGGUGGAUGUAGACUGUGGCGGAGAAAGAAGCAGGGAGUUUUCCUGGGCAGAAAGAAACGUGUCUUUGAAGCACAUCAUGCAGCACAUCGAGGCGUCCCCCAACAUCACCCACUAUGCCCUGAUUGGCAUGCGGAAGUGGUCCAGCAAGACGGGGAGCGCCGAGGUGCGGGAGCCCUUCUCCCGCUGCCACGUGCACGACUUCAUCGUUCUGAACGUGGACCUGACCCAGAACGUGCAGUACAACCAGAACCGGUUCACAUGUGACGACGUGGACUUCAACCUGCGGGUGCAUAGCGCCGGCCUCCUGCUCUGCCGUUUCAACCGCUUUAGCGUGAUGAAGAAGCAGAUUGCCGUGGGCGGGCACAGGUCCUGCCACAUCACGUCCAAGGUAUCCGACAACCCCGUGGCCAUCGUGCCGGCCCAGUACAUCUGCGCCCCGGACAGCAAGCACACGUUCCUCGCGGCGCCCGCGCAGCUCCUGCUGGAGAAGUUCCUCCAGCACCACAGUCACCGAUUCUUCCCGCUGUCCCUGCGGAACCGCGGCCACCCUGUGCUCUCGGUCGACUGCUACCUUAACCUGGGAUCUCAGAUUUCUGUGUGUUAUGUGAGCUCCAGGCCCCACUCCCUGAACGUCAGCUGCUCUGACUUCGUGUUUAGCGGACUCCUGCUGUACCUCUGUGAUUCUUUUGUGGGAGCUAGCUUUUUGAAAAAGUUUCAUUUUCUGAAAGGUGCCACCCUGUGCGUGAUCUGCCAGGACCGGAACUCCCUGCGCCAGACGGUGGUCCGCCUCGAGCUGGAAGACGAGUGGCAGUUCCGGCUGCGUGACGAAUUCCAGACGGCCAACGCCAAGGAAGACCGGCCGCUCUUUUUUCUGACCGGGCGGCACAUCUGA
This is a messenger RNA of Puma concolor (puma), 5472 nucleotides long. The record is from RefSeq and is a predicted model, not a curated record. Lineage: Eukaryota; Metazoa; Chordata; Mammalia; Carnivora; Felidae.